Molecule: messenger RNA, 2181 nt
Organism: Acanthoscelides obtectus
Lineage: Eukaryota; Metazoa; Arthropoda; Insecta; Coleoptera; Chrysomelidae
Source: the annotation of a GenBank genome assembly
AAAAGUAGCGUCUGGUUUACAUGAAAAUUUCAUUGUAAAAGCUCGGGUCUGGGGAGUGGGGAUAUCUGAAAACAAGAAUUAUUACCUGAGGCUUUCAGUCGUGCUUCCAUCUGGUGCCUGUUAGAUGAAGCAUGAACUGAUUUUUGGGUAGCUACAAUUUGCAAUUUUGUCCAAAAUGUAAAUCAAUCCAAACCCAAACAGCUGUGCAGAUGUCAAACUAUGAAACUUCGAGAUUUUCCAUUUGAACGGCUUUUAAUAGACUGAAAUACAUACAACUAUCGAUUGUCCAUUAGAUAAAGAAUAUAUAACUUAUUUCUGCUAUACAGGAAUAUAAAAAUAUCAGCAACGUUACGUCGAAUCUUCCGCAAUUUUACUUUUGUUCAUUUGAUAAUUUUGGUUAUAUUAUUAGGCCCCCUAGUCCUAAUGUUGAAGAACAUAGUACUCCUAUGCAUAGCGGUCCUAAAUGCUCAAGGGACACGUAUGUCUAAUGGAUAUUGGAAUGGAAAAUGGUUUCCUCAUGCACCGGAUGAUAUGGAUUCAAAUCCUGCUGCAUCUCUGAGAAAUCAUCUACUGCAUGAUGGGAAACAUGGAAUAUCAAUGGGCAUAGUAGAUCCUGCUUGUGAUGAUGCAAAGACUAAUCUAGCUAUAGACUGGUUCAUGAAUCCUGAAAACUACACAUGCUAUGAAAAUAGACGUCUGUAUCUUCCAAAAAGCACAGUGCAUCCUAUACAUAGUACAGAUCAUAUUCCUCCGGAGUAUAGCGCCCCUCACAAAUGUAUGAAUGAAUCUAUUGAGUAUGGUGAACCUAUUCCAACUUUUGGAACACACAGACCUCUGUGGGCAAUCUACGGCGAAUACACAUUUGUGCCGAUACAACGAUGGUUGCAUAACCUGGAGCAUGGUGCAGUUGUAAUGCUCUACCAUCCAUGUGCCAACAAGAACCAAGUCAAUUUUCUCAAGAAAAUGGUCAAGAGCUGCCUCUACAAGCAUGUCAUUACUCCCUAUGAUCAGCUGACUGUUGAAAGGCCUUUGGCGCUGGUUACGUGGGGUCACCGUCUAGAGAUGUCUAAAGUAGCGGGGGAGCUAGUUGUGGACUUCAUAAGAAAGAACGCCCUAAGGGGCCCUGAGAAGACGACGAAGGAUGGCCAAUACUCUCUUACUUUGAUAGAAAGGGCGAGAAUUGUAUCCGAUAUUGAUGACUCCAGCUUGUGUCCAACGUAUUCUAACAUGAAUAUGAAAUAAUGAGUAUUGAUGGUCGAAUUUAGGGUUUGCAAAAGUUAAAAGGUACUCUCGUGGUAGCUUAGGGAGAUUACACGUAUGUAUAAUGGUGGAAAAGUGUACCUGUUUUGUUUAAGUAAAAUUUUGUUAAUAUAAAGGACCUCAAACUAUUUGUCAGAUGAUAUGUUUUUGGUUUUGUGCUCUUGUCGCAUGAAUGAUCGUUUUAAAAAAUGAUUGAUACGCCCAAUGAUUACACUUUGGGUGUCAGUGACUCCCUACUCUAAAAUUAAAAAAAUAUUUGGAAACACUGAUAGUGUUGAAUUGAUUUAGAUUAGACAGGGUGUUAGUCAACGAUAUGCCAUAAUUACAAUCGCGCAUUCCUGAACCCAAUUUAAGCAUAUAAACGUCUGUGUCCUAAAAUGUAAGGUUUCCAAGAUUCAUGGACUCAAAGUUCAAAAUAAAAACAUCCUAGUACCGAUUUUGUUAAAUUUUGGCAGUGUUAUUUAUUGUACUGAGACUGUAAUAGAUAUAUCUAUUUCGGGCUUUUGCGCCGUUAGUAACACAACUUGAUUACAGGAUGAUUAACUUUAUUCUGUCUAAAAAUGUAUAUAUUGAUAGGUAUCGCAAGGUACCUCGGUCAUUCCUCUGCCUAGCGCAGCAUUUCCGGUGAAUUAUAUUACUUGCAAUACCUAACAAGUUUCUAAUAAGAAUAUAUUAUACAGUAUGAUCUAACCAUACUACAAGACGCUAAGUUUGUAUUAACUAGGAGAAAAUUAUUUAUGAAUUCCAAUGGCGCCUCGUUUAACAGUACCAAGAAUAAUACUAACUGAAAAUGUACGCCACUUACCUUUUAAAAAAUACAUAUUUUUUCGAAUUAUGCAGAUGAAAAUACAACUUUUUGCCUCCCGGUAUCGCUUCGUAUCCUUCUUCGUUUUUGAGGAAAAGAAUAAAAAUAAUUUCAUG